CUCUAGUUACUUGGAUCGCAAUUUUGAAUAGCGUGAUAGAGUCGAAACGGUUUGAAACGGUUCCUCUAGUUGCGCGAUAAUACAUCGGGUUUCGGCGAAUCCGGCAAUUUUGCCUUCCCAAGGAUGGACGAGACGCAGGCGAAAAUCAAGACCUGGACGGAACUGAUACAGUCGGGGAAACUGGAGGACGCGUCGGUGGAUAUUCAGACGAGUAUCCGCGUCCGGCCGAGCAGCAAGCUGAACAACGAUAUAUUUAAGUUGCUAUUACACUUGUGUCGCGCAGCGGACAAAUGUCACAAGCAACAUUGCGAGGCUGGAAAAGGUGUCGCCAAAUUAGCCAAAUUGCUCUGCUCGCUACUGACCGAGGUACCUGAUGACAACAACUUUGUCAAGGCCCUGUUCAAAAUUGUCCGUUGUUUAAUUUCUCUUAACCUGCACGACGACGCGGCGGAGAUAUGUUGUUACCUGCAGCCUGGCGGUUUGUACAAUCCCCGAGACGACACCAUGAAUCUUCUGACAAAAGUGUUGUCCCUGUGGCAGAUCUCGAUUAAUAAUCUCACAGCCGAGCCUUUGAGCGCGGAGAAUUAUAACAAGCUGAAGAGUGUCCUGGGGUACGAGAUAAAAAUGGUACAAAUAGCGCAUAAGAAUUACACAAACUAUUUGAUCACGGAGAUAAGCAAAUAUUUAGAUAGAUUGGUAGCGAUUGACAAGAAUAAGACAUAUUUUGAUGAUUUUUAUAAAUGCGCGUUGAAACAUUUGUCAGGGGUGCAGUUGCAUUUAGACGAGGACGACAAAUACGUAAUAUACUGUCAUAUACUUCGUAUCAUAUGUAACAUAGUGUGUAGGACCGUUGAUGCGUCUGGCAUUGAGUCUGCGAUGAAACCAUUAGAGGAACAGUUCAGUUAUUUCGAGGCACUUCUGGCAGAAGACGAGGAAUGUCAGCAGUGCUUUCGACAAUUUCGCGUCUUGUGCACGACCCUUUUAGUGCCGAUGGAGGGUAUUGUCGGCGACAGUGCCAAAAGCAUACGAAGUAUUGUUGACUGUGACUCGAACGUUGCGCGGAAGUAUGGAUGUGCGGGAGGUCUUCGAUGGAAUGCGAUCAGCGCCGCGGAGAUAUUCGAGCCUGUGCUUGCUUACUGGGAAAAGCGCGUGGAUGCCGACAAGAGCACGCUCGAGCGUUUGCUCGACACUGACGUCUUGCUGGAACUAAUGAAUUUGUUUGUACACAUGAACAGAAAUGAAUUUUACUCCCAGCACGUGUCGGUCAAGUGCAAGUCGUGCCUGGGCAAACUCUGUACAGUUAAGAGGGACUUGUACAACGCGUUGGUGAUGAAAUGCAGAUUAGUCAGUCUAGCAUGUAAGUUUCCCGUCAAAACUCUGCCGGCGAAAGUGUGCGCUGUUGCUAGGAAAAUUAUGAGGCGAAAUGUCGAGUGGGUCAUUCGCGAAAUGAAGGAAUCCGAAUGUAAGCGCUGGAGACAAUCGUGGAACACUUGUCGUAAUUUAACUUACAACGUAGGCAUACUGUCUGAACACGUAUACGAGGAAAGUGUGAGCUUGUUCACCUUCUUGUGCAGUUGCAUCUCUCAACUCGACGGAGUCGAACCGAGCCCUACAGAUUCUGAAAGCUUCAGGAAUCUUGAGAAUAUUAUCUCUUUCGUGCUGGACAGAUUGAGCGUUGUAUAUUACAGCAAUAAUUUGUAUAGGAAAGCUGCGACUGUGUGCGCAUUGAAUGCCUUGUUAACGUAUAACCAGUCAAACACAAAAGCUUUUCGUAGAUGGGUGCACAUUAAGAAAAUUACUCCCAAAGAGGUCGCAAGCUUAUCUAUGCUGGAGUGCUUGACCAGUAAUGAAGAUGAGAUAAUGAGCGAACUGGGACUUUCAAUCGAUGUCUCUAAGUACGACGUUACCGCAUUGUGUCUGCGUGAAGUGAAAAGUUUACUGGAGGAACAGGUCGCGUUUGAGAACGGUGUGGCAGCGGUUCUGGAAAAAUUGAGGAAGCUACAGCCAAGUGAUCAAUAUGCACACACGGUGCAGUUAUUAGGAUAUUAUUUCUUAGGUUUCAAUUACGCGAGCUCUAUUCUGGAGUGCCAUGAGCAAGCUAUACACGAUUUGAAGCAGAAAAAGUCGAACUCCGUAGCUGUUCUGUGCUUGGAAGCUAAUUUGAGUCUUUUUACUUUUGCGGAGAACUUGCGAGUCAUGAUUAAGCAAACUCAAUUGGAAAUAGAAAGUACAACGUUUGCCCUGUGCGCUCCCAAGCUACGAGAUCUAGUCGAGAACAAAUCACCAAAUGUAGUUCCUGCUUACACUAUGAUAAAUGUAAAAAAAGACACCAAUCUUAAGUUGUAUCUACAAAACUGUUUGAAGAAGUGGAAACAACUGUUUAGUCGCUACUUUAAAAGAAUUGUCAAGGAUUGGGAGCCUAAGCUUAUACUUUGCAUGCUGAUAACGGCCGGUGAAUAUGCUCGAUUAUAUCGGUAUGAAGACUGCGAGGCUGAAAUAUGGACAUUGGCAUACAAGCUGGCAUUAGAAACAAACGAUCAUACAAUUAUUUAUAUCACGAGUCGUUGUAUAUCGUUGAGACAAAUCGAUUACGAUUGGAUUACCACUGCCAGGGAACAUGUUGCGAAGUACAGAGAUUCCAAGGACGGAGAUGUAAUUGCUACCAUUGCUACCUUUUGGAUAAGUUUAGCAGACAUCUAUUUUGAAUGUGGAAAGUAUGCUGAUGCUAAGCAAUUACUUGCCGAAGCUAGGAGUCUUCCAGGAAUCUCAUUUCUUGGCAAUAAAUCCGUGUAUCUGUUAAGUUUAGAUGCUAUUAUACGCAACAGCCAUUUUUAUAACAUGCAACACGAGGAUUAUUGUUCUCAUGUUGAGGAAACUCGCCUUGCAAUGAGGAGCUUGAAUCAGGAUCUGUUGAAGGAAAAAUGGGCAAAUCAAGUGACGUAUCUUUUCAGUUAUGAUGUAGUUUUCACCACUGCAGUUAAUUUGUCCAUGAGAAUAAACAGUCUAUUAUCUUUUCGUGGUAUCAGUCCGGAUUUAGUGCGACUCUUAAAAUCGGCACAGAGUCUAAACGUAAUGCUACGUACCGCCGAACUGUUGAAAUUGUUGUGUUACAUCGAUCUGUCGCGUUUACAACUGGACGACUGCGAGGUGAAGCUGCAAGGUCUCGAGCACAUGUUGAACAUCGAGACGUUUCAGCUGUCGAUGGAGUCUAAACCCGUUGAGAUACCAGUCUCUCAUCUCGCGGUGACUCCCACGAGGAUCGCGGAUCCUGUGAGAGACGCGCCGCAGCACGACGCUUCCCCAGUGCUCGGCAAGAAAGUCUUCGACUUGCCGAAAUUUACGUUGCACAGAGAUUGCGACUGCUACAAGUGCGGCAACGUUUCGUACCAGUACAUGGUGUUUGUCACCACUUGCGUCAGGGCGCAGCUGUACGCCUUGCAGAAUCACACUGCGGCAGCGCUAGAUCACUUCCACGGCGCUUUCGAAAUCAGGCGGAGACUGUUUGAAGAGGAAAAGUCAGUGCUGCCUGAAAACUGGCCCCGUGAUGAAGUCGGAGCGAAGCGAUUUUCUUGGCAAAUACAUUUCUACAUCACCGAUUAUAUACAAUUGUUGAUCGACUUCUGUUACUUUCUGAAAACGAAGAUGGCAUCGAGACAAGAGGACGUGCGCGAUAUUAUCAAUUUAGCGAUCAAUGUGUGCCGCAAGUAUCAAUUAAAGGAGCAUCCCGUCUAUAAAAUGGCCGAGGAAUUGGCACUUGACCACGAAUUCCAGCUGGCAUUAGAAUCUUCAGACUUCAGGCUAAAGUUUGUAGUUCCGCAGCCGCAUGACAUUGAUGUAAGUGACCACGCAAAAACCUCGAUUGAUCCAAGCGUAUGCGUCACGCCAUCCGUUCAGAACCGUCGUGCCAAGAGGCCUGCUUCAAUUCGACGUAGAAAGAGCCCGAUAGCUUUGAAGACUAAACUAAAUAAAAUUAAUCUAAUUUGGAGCGAUGACGAAGAUGACGAUAGCUUAUCACCGCCGGCCACGUACUCUAAUAGAAAAUGCAAAUCGUAUACAAAUUUAGUGAAUAGAAAAAUUUUGGAGGAAGAUUUAGUGGAUGACAUUAAUUUAGAUGUAGAAGACUCUGUAUCCAAACAAACAAAGUUGGAAAACGCGAAUGAAGAUAGAAACAGUACGCAAAGGAAAUCGACGAAGGAUAUUAUGAUCGAAGUGACAUCUUCAGUUCCAGAUGUAUCGAAGAGUUUGAUGAACCUGGUAGACAAGACAAAUUUACCUGCCACGACAGAAAAUAUUGAUAAAUUGAUAGAAAGUAUAGAGAACCUCAAGAUUAAAUCGAAGACAAGAAAAAGUGUUAGAGAUACGAAGCAAUUAACUGUCGCUGAUUAUAAUAAGAAUAUAGAUCAGGCCAUAGAGUUACUGAAAGACAUGGCAAUAAAGGAAAGGACAAGUGAAAAUAUUGAUUCUUCUACGCCGACAAAACUUGAAAACAUUGAUAAAUUGCAAAACCACAAGGUUCCAAACAUGCAUAACGAAAGGAAAUUUUUUAAAACCAGAACAUUGAAAGAAAAACUAGAAAAGAGUACAUCGAACACGUUAUUAACGAAUGAGUCUAAAACUUCACGAAGUAAAUGUCCCAAAUUACUUUUAAAUGAUGAAGCCGUCGAUACAAGGACAACAAGGUCCAGUGACAGAAGGUGUAAAAAACAAAAUCCAUCGUAAAAACAAUAUUAAUGUAAAAACUGCCUAUACAUACUUACAUAGUAAUAUGGAAUUUCGUUUUGUAAUAAAUCGUUGUAUAGAA
Vollenhovia emeryi is the source of this 4801-nucleotide messenger RNA. RefSeq lists its product as uncharacterized. Bases 124 to 4719 code for a protein of 1531 amino acids. The record is from RefSeq and is a predicted model, not a curated record. The transcript has 7 exons. NCBI's taxonomy places the organism in Eukaryota, Metazoa, Arthropoda, Insecta, Hymenoptera, Formicidae.